Molecule: messenger RNA, 2007 nt
Organism: Rotaria sp. Silwood2
Lineage: Eukaryota; Metazoa; Rotifera; Eurotatoria; Philodinida; Philodinidae
Source: the annotation of a GenBank genome assembly
AUGGAUACUGAUGACAUAGAAUUAGAUUUUAGCGAAGAACAAUUGUUAACCGACAUUGGCGAUCUUGCUGAAAUGUGUAAGUCGAAAUGUGGAACGAAAUAUCUAAGUACUUUAAUUUAUAUGUCAUUACGUUCCUUCAACAUUAAAUGGGAAGCUGUCGAUGCAUUUUUCAAAGAUACUGGUUUGAUGACAGCCCAAACUUCUCAUCAAUGGGCAACAAUAUUUAUUACAGGAGAUUACGAAGAGGCAUGCGAAGCAUUCGUUGUCCACGCAUGCUCACAAAAAUCAGCAGAUUUCAAAGCGAUGGAUCUGGCUCAGUUUAUUGAUGAAAAAUAUUAUGAGGUAACGGGAAUUAUAAAACAAAGUGGCGAUGAUUUGAUAAGAUCGGAAAGCAGUUGUCGUUUGGAUCUUCGUAGAUGGGGAGCAAAAUUCGAAGCAAAUUCACAACGUCCAUAUUUUGAAGGACACGAACGAGACGAUGUAGUAAAACAUCGUACUGAAUUUAUUAAUUACUUUCUAGCACAUAAAGAUUCUUAUUACACAAUUACUGAUGGUGAAACACCUAUGUGGAAGAUUCCAACUCAAAUUCCACAUCGAAUACUUAUAUUUCAUGAUGAAUCAACCUUUCGGAGUGGUGAAGUUAGCCCUAAACGCUGGCUUUUCAAAGAAAAUAUACCGUUUUUUUCAAAAGGUCGUGGUCGCAGUCAUAUGGUUUCAGAUUUUCUCGUCCAACAUCCUAGUGGACUAUUUUUUCAGCUUCCUGAGAAUGAAUGUAAACAAGCUGUUAUGAAAUAUAAAUCAUUGAACGUCAAUAGUGAUGUUAAUUAUCUUGAUCGCACAGCAACAGCUAGUAUUAAUAUUGGAACAGACGCGUAUUUCGAUAAUGAUACGAUUCUGGGACAGUUUGAGAGACUAUUUCAAAUGCUAGAAUUCAAACAAGAAUACAAGGACAAUCAGAUAGAAAUUAUCGCGGACAACGCAAGAACUCAUACUACUAAAUCGUAUUCAUUGCAAGACUUUGGUAAAACCAUUGGCACUCGUUGUCCGGUUGAACAGAUUGAAUAUGUUGAUGAAAAUAACAGAAAAAAAGUUAUUGAUUGUUAUUUUAAAGAGGGAGAAUACAAAGCCGGCAUUGAACCGAUUGAUGAUGAUAAUGAUGAUGAACUUCCUUUAUUUUCAAUUCGACAAAUAUAUAAAAAUUUAAUUAUUUUUGCAUUAAAUUUUGUGUUAAUGUUCACUGCUUAUGGUGGCAUAUCCGUACUACAAUCAAGUUUAAAUAUAGAAGGAAAUGUUGGUGUUAAUUCUCUCAUUGUAACUAAUGCUUUUUUCUUCGUUAGUUCAAUAUUCCUCACGCAUAUGUUAAUCGACAUUUUUGGACUUAAAUGGACGGUGAUUAUUUGUGAAAUAGGUUAUAUAUUCUAUAUUAUUGUUAAUAUUCGACCUCUACCAUCAUUGAUGUAUAUUAGUGCCGGUUUGGUUGGUCUUGGUGCAGCGCCAUUAUGGACAUCUCAAGCAACUUAUAUAAGUCGUAUUGCACGUUAUUAUGCUCAUCGUAAAGAGAAAGAAGUUGGUGUUAUUGUUAGUUUAUUUUUUGGAAUGUUUUAUGCUAUUUACUAUACAAAUCUUAUUUGGGGAAAUUUACUUUCAUAUCUUGUACUUAAUCAAUCAAGUCAAUCACAAAAAUUUAAUUGUGGAAUUCAUUUUGAUCCAUUAUCAAAAACAAAAACUUCAGCAUCGAACAAUGUUAAUGAUGUGACACGUUAUGUUCUAUGUGGAAUAUAUGCUGGACUGGGUAUUGUGUCAAUAAUUCUUCUAGUUUUAGUACUUGAUCAAAUUCGAUUAGCUAAACCACAAUCUGUUAGACAAUCAUUAAAGAAAAGUGUUGAACUUCUUCAAUCUUUAAUUCAAUGGAAACAUCUUAAUCAAUUAUUUCUUGUUCCAUUAAUAAUAUGGUCAACAAUUGAACAUGCAUUUUUAGUUGUACAAUUUACUCGAGUAAGAAAAUGA